Rasamsonia emersonii CBS 393.64 is the source of this 2283-nucleotide messenger RNA. RefSeq names its product DUF1275 domain protein. Gene Ontology annotation, molecular function: nucleic acid binding. The transcript has 4 exons. The record is from RefSeq and is a predicted model, not a curated record. The coding region runs from base 1 to 2283 and encodes 760 amino acids. Lineage: Eukaryota; Fungi; Ascomycota; Eurotiomycetes; Eurotiales; Trichocomaceae.
AUGGCAGACACAGACAAGACGCAGCGGCCGACAGAGCCCGACGCCGACGCCGACGUCGAAGCCAACCGGUCCAAAUCCAUCGUCAAGCGCACGCAAUGGUGGGCAGACACCAUCUCACAGAAACACGCCGACAUCAUCUUCGUCCUCUGCUCCCUCAUCACCGGCCUCAGUGACGGCGUCUCGUACGCAACGUUCGGCUGCUUCAUCUCCAUGCAGACGGGCAACACCAUCUUCGUCGGGCUGGGCGCGUCCGGCCUGCCAACCAGCAAGCCAUUCGGCUGGCUCAAGUCGCUUGUGUCAAUCUGCUCGUUUUUCGUCGGCUCGUUCACCUUUGCGACGGUGAUGCGGCGCGUGGGAUCGCGCCAGCGCCGCACGCUGACUGCGUCUUUCGCCAUUCAGAGCUUGUUCAUCCUCGUCGCGGCCGCCAUCAUCCAGAGCGGCGCCAUCCCGCAUGCGCUCAACCUCGAGCCGGCCGGAGGCAAGCUCUUCCUCGAGCUGAUCCCGCUCGCGCUGCUGGCGUUCCAGUUCGGCGGGCAGAUCGCUGCCAGCCGCGCCAUGGGCUUCAACGAGCUGCCCACCGUCGUGCUGACGUCCGUCUACUUCGACAUCGCGUCCGAUCCGGCGCUGACGGAUGGGCUGGGCAAGAACGUCAAGCGCAACCGCCGCAUCGGGUCUGUCACGGCCAUCCUGGUCGGCGCCAUCGCUGCCGGGUGGCUGUGUCGUAGUGAAGCGGAGAUGCAGAGCGCGCUGUGGAUUGGGGGGUUUAUUAAGUUUCGAAACUUUGAUAUCGAUGACGGGCGUCUCCGAAAGGCCAUCCAACUGGGUUCCAGUUCGGAGUAUUCAAUUACAGUCGCCUCUCGCUAUAACGAACCCCCUUAUAACGAUUUUCUGGUUAUAGCGAUACUACCCGUCACCCACAAUUAUUUUCCCAUACAAAUUCCUCAAUCUCUCGAUACUUACGAUAUCGCUAUCUUUUGGGCAAAAUAUCGUUAUAUCCAAUUAAUCCAGGAACCAAUAGAAUGCCUCGUCAUGCAAUUUCUGACUCUCAGCGGAAGGCACUACGGGCCUGUCUCAGAGAUCCUUUCUAACCGUUACUCCUAUCUUGAUCAGGAUCCUACCUUACAAACCUCUGUCCGAGAAUCGUUCCGCCAACGGGCUCCUCACUGGCCAAUCCUUGAAGCUAUCCUCUUUGACUGGCAGCAAUUAAUUGAGCGACAAGGUGGAAUUAUAACUGGUGAUAUCCUAAUUGAGAAGGCACGUCAAAUCUGGCCUCAGAUUCCUCAAUAUUCACACCUACCUGUCCCUGAAUUUAGUCAGGCGAAUACAGCGGUCGAAGAGAUGAAGGCUAUCCGGACACUAUGUGGCGAAUAUUCUGAGGAAGAUAUAUAUAGUAUGGAUGAGACUGGCUUGUUCUGGAGAAGGGGACCUUCUUCUGGGCUUAUGACCCAACCUCAGCCUGGAAUCAAGAAGGAAAAGAGCCGGAUUACUAUUGUAGCCUGUAAAAAUUGUACUGGCUUUGACCGGCUUCCAAUAUGGUUUAUUGGAAAUGCAAAGCGACCCCAUUCUCUACGAGGACUCAAUAUAAGCGCUCUUGGAGGAUAUUGGAGAUCCAAUAAGAAGGCAUGGAUGACUUCACCUCUUAUGAGAGAGUGGCUUCUUGCUUUCUACUCUCAUAUUGGGAGUCGUACGGUCCUCUUAUUGAUGGAUAACUUCAAAGCCCAUGUUGAAGGCAUAGAACUGGCACCUCCUCCAUCUAAUAUUCGGAUCCAGUGGCUUCCUGCUAAUUCUACGAGCCUUUAUCAACCUCUCGAUCAAGGAAUCAUCCAAAAUCUCAAAACCCACUACCGGAAGUACUGGCUACGCUUUAUUAUCCAGGGAUUUGAGAAUAAUACAGAUCCAUUUACAGCAGUUUCAUUAUACCAUGCAGUUCAUUGGGUUCUUCGGGUUUGGAAUCAUGAUAUCUCUCAUACUACGAUCUACAACUGUUUCCGAAAAAGCACUGUUAUCCAGCCUCAAAUCUCGAACCUACCAACAGAGCCACAGCCAGAUCUCUCAAGCCUCUAUACUAGGGUUCGAGAGGCAGGUCAAAUCCGGGACAUGAUGAGCCUUAGUAACUUUCUCAACCCUCCGGACGAAAAUUUUGAGGAGAGCGAAGAGGAUACUUUACAGUCAAUUAUUGCCUAUCAUACUAGUGAUGGGAGUACGGAUACUGUGGAGGAGGCUCAGUCUGAUAUCGAGGAGGGAUCAGCGCCUAUAGCAGUGCCAUCUUACAACAGGCUCUAG